Messenger RNA from Nematostella vectensis (starlet sea anemone), 3920 nucleotides. RefSeq lists its product as uncharacterized. The record is from RefSeq and is a predicted model, not a curated record. Bases 1138 to 2607 code for a protein of 489 amino acids. NCBI's taxonomy places the organism in Eukaryota, Metazoa, Cnidaria, Anthozoa, Actiniaria, Edwardsiidae. Gene Ontology annotation, biological process: regulation of transcription by RNA polymerase II. The transcript has 6 exons. Gene Ontology annotation, molecular function: DNA-binding transcription factor activity, RNA polymerase II-specific; RNA polymerase II cis-regulatory region sequence-specific DNA binding.
AUUUCGUGUCCUCGUUAAUGCAAUCUUUUGUCCAAAUCAAAGUGUCAAGUGGUACUACCAUUACCAGUCAAAAGAUAUAUUAGCACUGCUAGUGUUAAAACCACCCCUGACGAGAAAAAAACAAGUGUAUAAAGUCUUGAGAAAUGUUUCUAGUAAUCGAACAGGCAAGAAAAUUGGUCUUACUAUGUUCACCGUUUCUUAUCAGAACUCGUUUUUACAGUUUUCAUUUCAAUUCUUACUGUACGUAUAGAAAAAUAUCAAAAAGGUAAACAAUUACCGGCCUUGUUUGAUAACUAUGAUCAUAUCAGUGAAAUGAGAUGACUUGAAUUAGAAAAAUACACACACACACACAUUUCAGUUAACUGGUUAAGGUGACAUUGUGAAAUAAGAAAUGUUUGUUUGGAUGUUUACAAAAACUCUUUGAGCAUCGUGAUGCACACAUCGUGCUCUUAUACUACCAGGGGAAUUGAGAUUAAAACUCUUGUCACCUACGCAAACAUACCGACACUCGAAACGUUGGCGCUACUCACGAAACUUGUUCUUAGACAUACAAUACGCUAUUAGAAGCUAAAAAAACCUAUGUUUUAUCGAAAUAAUAUUUUUUUUCGGACUAAACUCCCCGGAAAAGGUUCUCGAGUCUCAUUUUUCUCUUCGUAUUAGCAGAUCGGCGUCAGUGUGUAUAUUGUGUGUGAUCGUGGAAAAUCAUGAUUCAACGCAAGAAAAAGCCGCUUAUGGUCAUGUAGGAUAUUGGAGGGAGCAGACAACACAUUUAAUUAUAUCAUCUUAACUAAAAGGUAUAUAUACUCUGAGAAGUUAAGAAUAAGAAAGUGUUAAGUUUUAAGCGAACUGCAAGUGCACCAAUAAACAUGCAUAAAAUAUAUAUACUUUCUGUAUGUUUUUUUUAAUAAACAUACUCUGUGAACGUCGAUUUUUCUUGCACAUAAGCGCUCUUGCAUUUUUGCGCACCGCGUUUUUUCGCGCGCCAAAACAACAAACUUGUCUUUCUUCCUGUGGCGAUCCAUGCGAGUAAGCCUGGGUAAUAGUUAUUGUGUAUCAUAUCUGCAAAUGGCGGCCCGAAAUGUUCGAAUAUCAAGCUGGUUUAAAGACGCUUUGUCGAUCGCGUGAUUGAUAACAAAAAUGUCUUCACGUAUACUAAAGUUCGAAGUCCCAGAAGGCAAAGAAGAAAUAGUAAGAGAAGCCAUUAGGACAAUAGAGGGCUGUAGAGAAAUACCAACACCAACUGAGACCGAGAGAGACAAAAAAGAUGACAUGAUUGUGAAUAGCACAAACCCAAAGGAGAUUGUAGAACGUGUGAGCCUUUGGCUCAAAAGAAAUAGGGUAUCCCAAAUCCAAUUCGCCAAGACUAUUCUAGGCAGGGGGCAGCCGACCCUAAAUGCUUUACUAGCUCAAGGGCAAACAGAGGAGUGGCCAAAAGAAGGGACAAAGAGGCGGCACUAUAUCAAAAUGUACGACUUUAUGGAAGACGAAGAUUUACAGAGCACCCUGAGAUUAGCUGGUGCUAAAUAUGAGCACCAAAGAGUAAAGGUUUACUCACACGAGCACAUCCACAGACCUAGGACACGCUUUAGUGAUUUACAGCUUGCAGCGCUCGACAUGCUCUUCACCAAAACUCAAAACCCAUCUGUGGAAGUUUUAGAAGAGUUAUGCAAUACUUUGCACUUAGAAUUAGCACAGGCACAAAUAUGGUUUCAAAACAAGCGGCGACUGCUAAAGGAAAACGCUUACACCCCUGGCCAGUACCAGUUUGGUGCCCCGACUACUGUGAGAUUAGAUUCUCCAAGUAUUGAAGUGAAUAUAUCAAGUGAUGAUAAAGUAAAUAUACCGAGAGACAAUGAAGUAAAUAUACCAAGUGAUAUUGAAAACAACACAGAAUCUGUCAGCAUAGAUGUUCCAAGUAUGGUAGUAGAUAUACCUAAUGAAAACAAAAUCAAAUCAGAAUCUAGGACCGCUCAAGGGCAAACAGAGGAGUGGCCAAAAGAAGGGACAAAGCAGCAACACUAUAUCAAAAUGGACGACUUUUUGGAGGACGAAGAUUUACAGAGUACCCUGAGAUUAGCUGGAGCUAAAUCUGAGCAUCAGAAAGUAAGGGUUUACACACAAGAGCACGUGCCCAAACCCAGGACACGCUUUAGUGAUUUACAGCUUGCAGCGCUCGACAUGGUCUUCACCAAAACUCCAAACCCAUCUGUGGAAGUUCUAGGAGAGUUGUGCAUUACUUUGAACUUAGAAUUAGCACAGGCACAAAUAUGGUUUCAAAACAAGCGGCGACUGCUGAAGGAAAACGCUUACACCCCUGGCCAGUACCAGUUUGAUGUCCCGACUACUGUGAGAUUAGAUGCCCCAAGUAUUGAAGUGAAUAUACCAAGUGAUGAUAAAGUAAAUAUACCAAGUCAUAUUGAAAACAACACAGAAUCUGUGAGCAUAGAUGUUCCAAGUAUUGAAGUGAAUAUACCAAGUGAUGAUAAAGUAAAUAUGCCAAGAGACACUGAAGUAAAUAUACCAAGUGAUAUUGAAAACAACACAGAGUCUGUGAGUUUAGAUGUUCCAAGCAUUGAAGAAAAAAUAUCAAGUCCUGCUAAAUCCUGACAUACGAGGAUACAUGAGUCUAGCGUUGCAUAUUCUCUUGAGGGAGGUUUGACUAUGCCCUAGGCGUUAGUAAAUCAUUUUACUUGUUUGAAAAUCUUUCACAUCUUAUUGACACUGAAUUGAUUCUGUUGGGUUAUAGAAGAUUCACAUCACAGUUCACUCCAACUUCAAACGAGGCAGUGCGUUACUGGGAUCCUUAGAGUGGCCGACCGAACACUGCGAACUACCUUAAUUUUCUCGACGUCAAAAUUUCGCGAUUUUGAGAUGGCGAUAUUUCGCGACACUUUAUUUUCGCGAUUUUCCUAUUUUCGUAAAAACCAGAUUACUUUAUUUUCGCGAUUUCGCGAUUUUGGAAUAAUAAUAUCAAGCAAAACAGGUGGAAUUAAAAUGUGCUGUAAUCAUCAAAACUGAAAAAAAAAUUGUAACAAAAAGAUGCGAGGGCUAAUUUUAGUUUCAUAAAAAUCUAUAAAUACAAGUCCAAACUUUGGUUGGUUGAGGCUCAACCCCUUACCGUACUAUAUGUACAUUUAGACACACAAGGUGUUUCCACAAAGCUUAUUAAACUGCCAAUAUUUACCAAAAGGCUUCUGGUGUACUCACUUAAUUUUCGCGCAUCAUAAUUUUCGCGGCACUUAAUUUUCGCGUCAUUAUAUUGUGUAAUAAGGUACUCAUAGUAUUAUUUUAUAGUUGACAGUAUGUUGCAUUGGCUUGCGUUACACUCCACUUUAGUGCUAAGUAAAACAAGGUGUGCGUUACACUUCUAUUAAACAUCCUUCAAUAUAGACUCCAAGAAGUCGCUGUGUCGAGCGUCUGAGAAGUAAAACGGCGACUGCUUCGAGUCUGUGUUGUCUACCUCCUGUAAGGAAUGUGUUACAGCGGGCUGCAAGGUCACGGGAGGGUAAGUUUAAAUCUACAGCUUCCUUAGAGGAGAAGAGACAACCUUGGCGCGCUCUGAUACUGAACUUGCGUCUUCUUUCUAUCUGGAGUUCAACCGUCUUACACGUUUGUGGGAUAAUCGCUAAAUUCCAUGGUGCGCACCUUUCAAUAAUUGCUCUAGAUAUAAAAAAAAGCGACGUUAUUUAUAGCCAUGAUAGAUUUUGGUGCAUAUUAAUUUAUUGAUUUAAUCCCCUAAUUCGCUAGCUUGCCUCGAAAGUAAAUAAGGCAAGGAAAACAUCCCUGUCACAUAUUAUGUCUAGUUCGUUACUCAAGCAUACGCGAUGUCCCCUUACCAGAUCAAAGCAUGACGUCUCCGUUUAACUCAAUAACACCGCAGAAAACAAGUAGCCGCCUCCAGCAAGCGCGAAUCUCAACCU